ACUCUUCAAGGCGAAAUCGGCACUUCUAAAGGGUCUAGGCAUCCAAUAGGGUCGAACCUAUUCACGUCGGGGGAUAGCCUUUGCUUGUUGGGCCAGCGGCCGGGUCUUCCGUAGUGCUUUCGGGAGUCAGCCGAACACCUGGCAGGCAACAUGCUUCGUAAGGGCGCCCAGGUUGUGCUCCAGACGGAGCGUGCAGGUCUCCAGCAGACCUGCGCGGCGGCCCAGGCAGCCUUCACCCGGCAGUUUGGUGCUCCGGCUAGCCAUGACUCGCCGACUACGCCCCUCAGCCCUAUCAUGCCGGGCAUCGUCUCGCUGCCGCGCAAGGCUAUCGGCGCGGCGCUGGGCCUGGCCGGCAAGGCUGUUGCUGGUGCAGCUACCUCUGGUAGCGUGAAGAACCUGGUCUCGUCCUUUGCGGACAAGGCUAUUGUCAGCGAGUCGAUCAUGAAGGUGGAGGAGACCGACGUGGCGUUCUGGGCCUACUGGCUCAGCGUUGGGGGCUACAGCAGCCCCGCUGGCUUUAAGAAGUUUGCUGAGGCCGCUAAGACCAAGGUGGCUGCCAUGGAGCCCCAGCAGGUCACGGACCUUGUCGUGGCGUUCCACAAGGUGAACUACUACGACAAGGACCUGUUCACUGGCGUCGCCGCCAACAUCUCCGCCAACUUCACCAAGUUCGAGACGGAGCAGCUCCUGAAGGUGCUGAGUGCCUUCCUGGAGUUCGGGCACUAUGAUCAGACCGCGUUCGAUGACAUUGCCGACUCCAUCACCUACUGCAACCACUACCUGGCCCCCAUUAAGUCGUGCCCCCUGGAGCUGGCCAACGCUUUCGCGGCGUACGCUAAGUUUGAGCACGAGCGUGGUGACCUGUUCACCGCUCUGGCCAGGGGCUUCAGCGAGCAGUCGCUGGGCAAGCUGGACGAUGAGACCCGCAAGGCGGUCGUGCUGAAGGCUCUGCGCGCCUUCCACGCCUUCCAGUUCUGGCCCGAGGCCACGGACGCUCUGCUGUACGCCGCCAAGAGCUCUGCCGCCACCUACAGCGCUGAUGAGCUGAAGGAGGUUGAGAAGUACCAGACCCUGGUGGAGGAUGCUGUGGGCGGCGAGCUGCGGGUGUUCAAGGAGGGCGACGACGUGGACUCCGUGCACUGGUACGGGCACCACACCUCGGGCCCCUCCUCCUACCAGCUGUACGUCUUCCGUGACUCGCUGGUGCCCAAGCAGUACUCCCCCGCCAGCAUGCGCCCCAUGAAGUAAAGUACCCGCCUAGGAUGGGUUCUUUCUAUGGGUCGUCGGAGCUUCUGGACGGAGUAUGGGUCACUGUGAUGUCAUGACGACGGCCGCUCAUGGGGCAUAGGCCGUGAUCGUCGAGACACUUUCGGGGAUGCUUUGCUGUGUGGAAAGGUGCUGGGAUGGAAAAGGCACGCACGGUGGAAGCAAGCUGGCUUAUGGUGAUGGGCGAGGAAUGGGGUUACACGCUAUCAUACUGGUGCAGCAGAUGAUGUGUUUCGCGUGUGUUUCGUUCGGAGCGUGCGCGGGCUAGGGCUCAUGAGAGGGGGUGCAAAUAUGGGACCCUUUCAAGAUUUGUCCCCUGUGCAUAGCGACGCGUUUGUGGGCUAUGUGAGUGCCGGGAAGAGGCGGACUACGUGCGCGUUCGAGCGCGUCGUCUGUAAAUGUAACGGUCCUAACGGAAU
Astrephomene gubernaculifera is the source of this 1685-nucleotide messenger RNA. Lineage: Eukaryota; Viridiplantae; Chlorophyta; Chlorophyceae; Chlamydomonadales; Astrephomenaceae. The record is from the annotation of a GenBank genome assembly.